AAUAUCUUUACGCAUGUGUUGUGGGGUGUAGUUUAUUCAACAGAUUCAAGACUGUGACAGUGUAGCCUACUGAAGUCUUGAAAUUGAAAGCAAAGUGGUUUAGGCUAAACAAGUGGAAAUGGCUUCCAAAUCAGAGGAGGAUUAUUGCUGUCCUGUGUGCUGUGAUAUUUACACGGAUCCUGUCAUCACAUCAUGCAGUCACAGUGUAUGUAAGACCUGUCUGGAGACGUUCUGGAAGACCAAAGGAACCAGAGAAUGUCCGGUCUGCAGGAGAAAACUUUCAAAGGAUGCAGUUAUUAACUUUGCUUUGAGAAAUGUGUGUGAAGCGUUCCUUAAAGAAAGGAGUCAGAGAGCUUCAGCAGGGUCUGAGGUGCUCUGCAGUCUGCACAGUGAGAAACUCAAGCUCUUCUGUCUGGAGGAUAAACAGCCUGUGUGUUGGGUAUGCCGAGACUCCAAACAACACACUGGUCACAAGUUCAGUCCUGUCAAUGAAGCAGCCCUUGACAGCAAGGAGGAACUGAAGAUGGCACUGCAACCCUUAAAGAUGAAACUAGAUGCCUUUAACAAGGCUAAACUCACCUGUGACAAAACAUCACAACACAUCCAGACUCAGGUUCUCAACACAGAGACACAGAUCACGCAGGAGUUUGAGAAACUUCACCAGUUUCUACGAGAUGAAGAGGCAGCCAUGAUAGCUGCACUGAGAGAGGAAGAGGAGAAGAAGAGUCAGAUGAUGAAAGAGGAGAUUGAAGUGAUGAGUAGAGAUAUCGCAUCUCUUUCAGACACAAUCAGAGGCAUAGAGGAGGAGAUGAAAGCUGAUGAUGUCACAUUCCUGCAGGUAAUUCCUGAAUGUUAUUCCAGAGAACAGUGCACAUUACAGGAUCCAGAGAAGCUUUCAGGAGCUCUGAUCAAUGUGGCAAAGCACCUGGGCAACCUGAAGUUCAGAGUCUGGGAGAAGAUGAAGGACUUGGUUCAAUACACUCCUGUCACUCUGGAUCCCAACACUGCACACCCACGACUCAUCCUGUCUGAGGAUCUGACCAGUGUGAGGCAUGUUGAUGAGAGACAGCAGCUUCCUGAUAAUCCAGAGAGAUUUGAUGUGAAUGUCUGUGUGCUGGGCUCUGAGGGCUUUAACUCAGGGACACACUGCUGGGAUGUGGAGGUUGGGGAGAGUAAUGUUUGGGACCUGGGUGUGAUGACAGAGUCUCUCCAGAGGACGGGAGACAUUAGCCAUAUAAGUGGCCAGUGGGGAGUGUUGUGUGGUGAUGGUAAAUAUGUAGCAUGGGCUCCACCUCAUGAGUAUCAUGACCUCACAGUGCAGCAGAGACCCCAGAGGAUCAGAGUGAAGCUGAACUGGGACAGAGGAGAGCUGACGUUCACUAACCCUGAUAAUAACACACACAUGCACACUUUUACACACACAUUCACUGAGAGACUGUUUCCAUUCUUUGGUGUUCACCCCUCGUUCAGGACACCAGAGGAGCUGAAGACUGCACUGCAGCCACUACAGAAGAAGCUGAAAUCACUUGAAGAGGUGAAGCUCAUCUGGGAUAAAACGGCUCAACACAUCAAGGUGUGA
This is a messenger RNA of Engraulis encrasicolus (European anchovy), 1579 nucleotides long. Its product is annotated as zinc-binding protein A33-like. Gene Ontology annotation, cellular component: cytoplasm. Gene Ontology annotation, molecular function: ubiquitin protein ligase activity; protein binding; zinc ion binding. NCBI's taxonomy places the organism in Eukaryota, Metazoa, Chordata, Actinopteri, Clupeiformes, Engraulidae. The transcript has 6 exons. Gene Ontology annotation, biological process: protein ubiquitination. Bases 119 to 1579 code for a protein of 486 amino acids. The record is from RefSeq and is a predicted model, not a curated record.